GGUUCAGCCCAGGAACGGCUCGAGCUCCUCUCCUCUGAAUCCUUGGCUCGCCUACUCCUCUAACGCUCCUCCCGUUCUUGCAGUCGCUGGGAACGUUGUUGCUAGUAAAGUUUUCGGUUUUAAAGCUGUGCAGAUCGGGCCGAGCCCAGCCUCCGUCCCUUUGCUCGUUGCCCGCAGCCGCACUUGGCUACAGGCAACGAGCUCCAGGACGUCAUGGCCAGGGGCCGCUGCGGCUGGGCCGAUGUGAGGCGGCCUUUCGCUGCCUAUGCGCUCUCGUGGCCUCUGGGCCCGCUGGUGCCCGCCUCGGCCUGAGCGCAGCCCCUCUACGCCGCGGACCCCUAGUGCCGGACCUCAUGGCCUCGGAGGCGCCAUCCCCCCCGCCGUCGCCUUCCUCGUCGCUCUCGCCGCCUACCUCCCCCGAGCCUGAGCUGGCCCAGCUGAGGCGAAAGGUGGAGAAAUUGGAACGCGAGCUGCGAAGCUGCAAGCGGCAAGUACGAGAGAUCGAGAGGCUGCUGCAUCACACAGAGCGGCUGUACCAAAGCGCCGAGAGCAACAACCAGGAGCUCCGCACGCAGGUGGAAGAGCUCAGUAAAAUACUCCAUUGUGGGAGAAACGAAGAUAAGUCUGAUGUAGAAGUACAAACAGAGAACCAAACUCCUUGGUCAAUCUCAGAUUAUUAUUACCAGACAUACUAUAAGGAUGUUAGUCUUCCAAAUAAAGCAGCUGAACUCUCAAUUGAACAAGGUCAGGAUAUAGAAGCUUCUACUUUUAAUUCUAAAGAACAGUCAGAAACAGAAAACGAUGCUUACACUGGCAUUGGUAUAAUAGAAGAUGAUAAAUGUGGACAAGAGGACCAUUUUGCUUCAAACUCGCAGGAGCCAGCAUCUGCAGUAGCAAUUGAAGAUACGUCCUUAGAAGGCUCAUCAUUAGCAGAAAGUUUGAGAGCUGCAGCAGAAGCUGCUGUAUCACAGACUGGAUUUAGUUAUGAUGAAAAUACUGGAUUAUAUUUUGACCAGAGCACUGGUUUCUAUUAUGAUUCUGAAAAUCAACUAUAUUAUGAUCCUUCCACUGGAAUUUAUUACUACUGUGAUGUGGAAAGUGGUCGAUACCAGUUUCAUUCCCGAGUAGAUUUGCAAUCUUAUCAGACUUCUAGCACGAAACAAAGUAAAGAUAAAAAAUUGAAGAAGAAAAGAAAGGAUCCAGAUUCUUCUACAACAAAUGAAGAAAAGGAUUUGAAUUCAGAAGAUCAGAAAACAUCCAUUGUUGAGCAUCUAAGCUGCAAUGUGGGCGAUUUUGCAAAUGUGAAAAAGAAAGCCAAGAUAGACAUUCAUUAUAGAAAUAGUCCCCCAAAGUUCACUGGAAAUGCUAUAGAAUCUCCUCAUAAUGAAAAUAUCUAUAAUUCAACUUCAUUUAAAGUUGAAAAAAUCACAGACACUGAUAGUGAGCCAGAGGAAGGUGAAAUUACAGACUCUCAGACCGAGGACAGUUAUGAUGAAGACAUUACCAGUGGAGACAAUGUAAUAGCAGAAGAUACUGAGGAUGAAGGUGAUGAAGAAAAAAUUUGGCCACCGUGUAUUAGAGUAAUUGUUAUUAGAUCACCAGUACUGCAGACAGGAUCACUUUUUAUCAUUACAGCUGUAAACCCUGCUACAAUUGGAAGAGAAAAAGAUAUGGAACACACUCUCCGAAUUCCUGAAUUUGGUGUCAGUAAGUUUCAUGCAGAAAUUUAUUUUGACCAUGACUUACAAAGUUAUGUCCUCGUGGAUCAAGGCAGUCAAAAUGGCACGAUUGUCAAUGGAAAACAGAUUCUUCAGCCUAAAACUAAAUGUGACCCGUAUGUACUUGAGCAUGGAGAUGAAGUGAAAAUUGGAGAAACUGUGUUAUCCUUUCACAUUCACCCUGGCAGUGAUACCUGUGAUGGUUGUGAACCGGGUCAGGUUAGAGCUCACCUUCGCCUUGAUAAGAAAGAUGAAUCUUUCGCUGGUCCAGCACUAAGUAAGGAAGAAAAAGAAUUGGAAAGAAGAAAAGAAUUAAAGAAAAUACGAGUCAAAUAUGGUUUACAGAAUACAGACUAUGAAGAUGAAAAGGCAUUGAAGAAUCCAAAAUAUAAAGAUAGAGCUGGAAAACGUAGGGAACAGAUGGGAAGUGAAGGAACUUUCCAAAGAGAUGAUGCUCCUGCAUCUGUGCAUUCUGAAAUCACUGAUAGUAACAAAGGCCGGAAGAUGUUGGAGAAGAUGGGUUGGAAAAAAGGAGAGGGCCUAGGUAAAGAUGGUGGAGGAAUGAAAACUCCGAUCCAGCUUCAUCUUCGACGAACACAUGCAGGCUUGGGGACAGGAAAACCAUCCUCAAUUGAAGAUGUUCACUUUCUUCAAAACAAGAGCAAAAAGAACUGGGACAAAGCACGAGAGAGGUUUGCUGAAAAUUUCCCAGAAACUAAACCUCAAAAAGAUGCACCAGGGACCAUGCCUUGGGUAAAAGGGACUAUAGAAUGAAGAUCAGUAAUAGAACAAAAAUUCAGACUUUUAAAAAGAGUUAGGAAACUCUUGUUUUAUUGCAGAACUUUUCUUUUCAGAAGAGUCAGUGGCACAAGGAAACUGUGUCACAGUUUACUCCCUCAGGAUUCAGAGAUGUGUCAUAAAGUGUGUUUUAGUUAUUUUGGUAAAACUUUGCAGCUUCCAAAAACCAUUUUUUAAACUAAUAAAUAGUGACUGAAUCAAGUUAUGCUGUGAGUGGACUAAAGUUCACAGAGCACAGAUGAGCUUA
Messenger RNA from Choloepus didactylus (southern two-toed sloth), 2763 nucleotides. It is a transcript of the gene AGGF1, whose product is annotated as angiogenic factor with G-patch and FHA domains 1. The record is from RefSeq and is a predicted model, not a curated record. NCBI's taxonomy places the organism in Eukaryota, Metazoa, Chordata, Mammalia, Pilosa, Megalonychidae. The transcript has 14 exons. Gene Ontology annotation, molecular function: protein binding; nucleic acid binding. The coding region runs from base 354 to 2492 and encodes 712 amino acids.